AGAAACAAAAACAGUAUAAUCCCCUUAUGAAGGAACAUUAGAUCUAUAUUUUAUCAGAGAAGUACAACUUAGGUUUUAAGUUUUAAAAAACUUCAUUUUCACAAAAAAAUAAUAUUCCCAGUUUUUGCCGAGUGAUGUAAAUAGAGAUAAAGAAUGACGGAAUCGUACGAUUUUCUUUUUAAAUUUAUUGUGAUCGGGAGCGCCGGCUCUGGGAAAUCCUGCCUCCUGCACCAGUUCAUCGAAAAGAAAUUCAAGUCUGAGAGCAGCCACACGAUCGGCGUGGAAUUCGGGACCAAGAUCGUCACAAUCGGUGGGAAAAAUAUCAAAUUGCAAAUAUGGGACACGGCGGGUCAAGAAAGAUAUAGAUGUCUAACAAGAAGUUAUUAUAGAGGAGCAGCAGGCGCAUUGUUGGUUUACGAUAUUGCUAAUAGAGAAAGUUACAACUCCUUAGGUGAAUGGCUUGCCGAUGCUAAGUCACUAGCGAGCCCUAACAUUGUUAUAAUAUUGGCUGGUAAUAAAAAAGAUCUCGAAGACGAGCGUCAAGUUACAUUUUUGGAAGCUUGCCGAUUUGCCCAGGAAAACGAACUAGUCUAUUUGGAAACGUGUGCAAAAUCGGGCGAAAAUGUCGAAGAAGCAUUUUUAAAGUGUUGCCAAACGAUAUUAUCCAAGAUACAAAAUGGUGAACUCGAUCCAGAUAGAAUUGGCUCGGGUAUACAAUUUGGCACUUCUAAACCCAGGACCUUGAAACAGGAACAUGGGAGAAAGCAGCCAGACUGCUUUUGCACUAUGUAAUACAAAUGUAAAACAUUAUAUUUAUUUAAAAAAAAGUGUUAUAGCUACUAGCUUUAUAGGUUUGAGAAUUUCCUAUAGAUAGAAAAGAAAAAGACAAAUAAUUUAAACAUUCCAUUUUUAAAGCUUUCUUGUUAUAUUUUAAUCUUUUCCAGGUUGUUACUUGUUUUGUUUUUAACAGUUAAGUUUACCUGAACAGUUUUUUUGCACCUUGUGGAUAGAAUAAGCUAACAUUUUUAAAAAUGUUGUCUAUGUGAGCCUUAUAUUUCUAAAUAUAUUUAAUAAGCUUUAAAAACCAAAAUUCAGCCUGGCGUUCAAAUUCCAAAGUUGUUUACAGUCAUGUUUUUGUUGUUAAUUUAAUUUUGUUAAGUUAAUCAUUGUCCGUCCUUAUCUUUGAUUUCUUUAUAAUUAAUUUAAUUGUGAUUGUAGUUGUGGUAUUAUUUCGAAGUGAGCUAUCAUUUUUACUUAAUUUCUCUUUCUUUACACAAUUGUUCCUUAUUCACAAGUAUACCUAAAUGAUUAAUCUAAUAUUUACCAUAUUUUUUGUCCUUUAUAAUUUUUUUUUUCAUUCUUUUUAGAAUCAAUUAGAAUAACACAUUUUCCCUUUACCUUGCAGUUUUCACAUUAGUUUUGCUAUUAGUUAUCAUUUAGUUGUUAUUGUUUUUUUUUCACUCACCGAAGCUUUAAGCGAAUCUCAAAAAAAACGAAAAUUUAUUUAAUCUCUUAAAUUGUAGUACCUGCGAAUGUACGAGAAUAGACCAAAUCGUUUGCUCUUUUUUUCCUUAGUGUGAUCUACUUAAACAUUCAUCAUCCUUAGUGGUAAAAACGUUUAAAAAGAAACUAAAUUUUAUCAGUGUAAAAUGUAUGUGAAAAAAAUAUAUUUUUGUAAAUACUGAUGGGUCAGCGGGGGAUUGUGUGCAAGUGAUAAUCGGUGCUUGUGAAAUUAUAUAUCUAUUAUUAAAAAAUAAAGUAACAUUGUCUAGUCUUAUUCUUAUAGAAAAUAUAUAUAUAUAUAUUAGAAAAAGAUCCUGAUAAAUUGUUGAUUUGUAAUAAUUUUAUUUUUCAUUGAUUUAAUGGAAAUGUUUAGAAGGACAAUAAUGGGAAAAAAAUAUUUUUGUUGCUACGAUAAAAUGUCAGAAAUAU
Molecule: messenger RNA, 1932 nt
Organism: Cimex lectularius (bed bug)
Lineage: Eukaryota; Metazoa; Arthropoda; Insecta; Hemiptera; Cimicidae
Gene: Rab4
Product: ras-related protein Rab-4B
Exons: 7
Coding region: 154-792 (212 amino acids)
Biological process (GO): regulation of endocytosis
Cellular component (GO): endosome
Molecular function (GO): GTP binding; GTPase activity
Source: RefSeq, a predicted model, not a curated record